Sorghum bicolor (sorghum) is the source of this 1931-nucleotide messenger RNA. RefSeq names its product premnaspirodiene oxygenase. The coding region runs from base 186 to 1748 and encodes 520 amino acids. Gene Ontology annotation, molecular function: iron ion binding; heme binding; monooxygenase activity. The transcript has 2 exons. Lineage: Eukaryota; Viridiplantae; Streptophyta; Magnoliopsida; Poales; Poaceae. The record is from RefSeq and is a predicted model, not a curated record.
UGUGGACGACGGCCGGCAAUGCCGCCGAGUCGUCCACCACACUUGGCUACCAUGGAAAUCGAGAAAUAUUUCACACCGAAAGCUACUCUGUUUUUGUACGUACAUCUCACUCGCACCUAUAGUACACCAUGUGAUGCUCCGUUCACGCCCUGGCCUGGCCACCACCAGACACUCCAGUCGACCGCAUGCGCAUGGAGCAAGCGUCGCACUACCUGUGCCUCUUCCUGGCUCUACUCCUACCCCUCCUGCUCCUCAGGCUACUCAGGGGGCGCGACGGCGACGCCAGCGGCGGCGGCGGCGUCCGGCUGCCGCCAGGCCCAUGGCGGCUGCCGGUGAUCGGCAGCCUACACCACCUCGUGGGGAAGCCGCUGGUGCACCGCGCGCUCGCCGACCUCGCGCGCCGCCUCGACGCGCCGCUCAUGUACCUCAGGCUCGGCGAGGUCCCCGUCGUGGUGGCCACGUCCCGUGACGCCGCGCGCGAGGUCCUGCGGACGAACGACGUCGCGUUCGCCACGCGGCCGUGGAGCCCCACGAUCAGGAUCAUGAUGCAGGAAGGGAUGGGCCUGGCGUUCGCGCCCUACGGCGACGUGUGGCGCCAGCUCCGCAAGAUCUGCAUCCUGGAGCUCCUCAGUGCUCGCCGCGUCCAGUCGUUCCGCCAUGUUCGGGAGGACGAGGUGGCGCGCCUCGUCGCCGCCGUCGCCGCCGCCCCGUACCCGCACGGCGAGCCCGUCAACGUCAGCCACCGCGUCGCCGUGCUCGUCGCCGACUCGGCCGUGCGUGCCAUGAUCGGGGACAGGUUCAGCAGGCGGGACGAGUUCUUGGUGUCGCUCGAGGAGGGGCUCAAGAUCGUCUCCGGGUUCAGCCUAGGCGACCUAUUCCCGUCAUCGCCAUUGGUGAACUUCCUCAGCGGAACGGCACGGCGAGCGCAAGCAAAUCACCGGAAGAACUUUGAGCUCAUGGAUUGCGCCAUCAAGCAACACGAGGAAAGGAGAGCCCUAGCGGCGGCGAACGGCGCCGCUGUCCGGGACCAGGAGGAAGAAGAAGACCUAGUGGACGUGCUCUUGAGGAUACAAAAGGAAGGCGGCCUCGGCAUGCCCCUCACAAUGGGAAUGAUCAAAGCCGUUAUCCUUGACUUGUUCAGCGCUGGAAGCGAGACAUCAGCAACUACACUGCAGUGGGCAAUGGCGGAGCUUAUGAGGAACCCGGAUGUGAUGAAGAAAGCACAAGCCGAGCUACGUGACAACCUCAAUGGUAAGCCGAAAGUGACCGAAGAUGACUUGGUAAAGAUGAAGUAUUUGAAGCUCAUCAUCAAGGAAACAUUGAGGUUGCAUCCAGCGGCGCCAUUGCUUCUCCCAAGGGAGGCAAGGGAGUCAUGCAAGAUUCUUGGGUAUGAUGUGCCAAAGGGAACCACGGUGUUGGUGAACGCGUGGGCGAUUGGUAGGGAUCCAAAGUAUUGGAAUGAUGCUGAAGAGUUUAAGCCAGAGCGAUUUGAGUGUGGCACAAUCGAUUUCAAGGGAAUGGACUUUGAGUACAUACCAUUUGGUGCUGGUAGAAGAAUAUGCCCUGGAAUGGUGUUUGCGCAGUCGAAUAUAGAACUUGCACUGGCAGCACUGCUUUACCACUUUGAUUGGAAGCUCAAAGAGGGGAUGAAGCCAAGUGAGUUGGAUAUGGUUGAGGACAUAGGCAUCACUGUUCGAAAGAAGAAUGACUUGCUUUUGCAUCCUAUCGUUCGUGUGCCCCACCAAUAAUAAACGCAACUAUAGUUGCUUCAAGCAUUGUAUUUGCCUAUAUGAUUCAUAUAUGCUAUAUGAACUCAUAUGUAAGUUAUCUUAUAUAUCAUCCUUAUAUAAGAAUGAUAAACUAUGAAAACUUCCAGCUUGGAAAUGCUGACAUCCUUAUUCCAGAUUUUGGAGGCAAUCGACCAACACUAU